Molecule: messenger RNA, 1636 nt
Organism: Dryobates pubescens (Downy woodpecker)
Lineage: Eukaryota; Metazoa; Chordata; Aves; Piciformes; Picidae
Gene: RGS8
Product: regulator of G protein signaling 8
Exons: 5
Coding region: 800-1240 (146 amino acids)
Source: RefSeq, a predicted model, not a curated record
GGAGGGGGUGCAGCGGAACGUGCUGCUCUGCCGGGCUCAUUGGCAGUGCCACUGACGAGCGGUGAUGGGAGACGGCUGCGUAGCUGAGCCCCAGCCUGCUGGGUUGAGCCUGCUGUAGGGUUUUGGUGGAUGCGAGAGAGCUGCUGUGAGCUGCUCUGCUGCUGCCCGGAGAGAGGUGGGGAGGCGAGGGGUGUCCAAGUGUGACUUCCACCCCGUGCAGGAGGUUGUCACUGAAGAAGAUCGCUCUGCUCUCUCCCCAGAGCCUCUCUGACCACGCUGCCGGCUCAGACGCACCGGCAGAGAGGACAGGUCAAAGGCAUGCCAGCUUUUCCAUGAUGCCUGGCCAUGACCUGGAGGGACAGGGACAAGAGGUAGUUUGGUCAUCUUAGCGAGGUCAGCCCGGAGCUCUGCCUGUUGAGGAGAGACCUUCAGAGGUGUUGAAUGAUGAGUACGAUAAUGCCAUCUCCUGCCGCUCCCUGGUGAGCUGUGACGCCAAACUCAAAACACUUUAGACCUGAAGCUGGACUUAACCUGCGGUCCUGGUCUUAGAAGGAAAUGCUGUCUCUCUCUUCUGUGAUCAUCCCUCAACUCUGAACGUCUUCCUUUGAAAAACUGACCUUCUGCACUAAGGGUCAAAGGAUCAAAUGGGUUGAGAACAACGGGCCCUCCUUUUCCUUGCAGAGGAUUCUUUGGUAUAUUUUUAAAUGCCAGGACACGAAACAGUAAAUCCCUCCUGCAAACAGCCCUGACUGCUGUCCAAGCCAGCCAGUUAAAGGGUUAACUGUAACUGGAUGCCUGAAUGGCUGCCUUACUGAUCCCGUGGAGAAGACUGUCAACAGAAGAAGCAACGAGAUGGGCAGAUUCUUUUGAUGUCCUCUUGUCCCAUAAAUAUGGGCUGGCUGCUUUCCGUGCUUUCCUGAAGACAGAGUUCAGUGAGGAAAACCUGGAGUUCUGGCUGGCCUGCGAGGACUUCAAGAAGACGCGCUCGGCAGCCAAGCUGGCGGCCAAGGCGCAGCGGAUCUUCGAGGAGUUCAUUGACGUGCAGGCCCCGCGAGAGGUGAACAUAGACUUCCAGACACGGGAGCUGACAAGAAGAAAUAUGCAGGAGCCUUCCCUCUCUUGCUUUGACCAAGCUCAGGGGAAGGUGCACAGCCUGAUGGAGAAAGACUCUUACCCCAGGUUCCUGAGAUCCAAAAUUUACACAGAUCUGCUGUCUCAAACUCAGAGGAGGCUCAGCUAGAGCAGCAUUGCAGCCCUCAGAAACCAUGUGCUUCCCACAACAGCCAAAACCCAUGCAUAAAUGUGAAACUUUCUUGGUGUUAAAAGCGGUGGGGAAUGAGAAAAGAGGAAGAAGGGGAAGGGGAGGCUUCCAGAGCAUGAUCCAGAUGUGGUGUUAGGACUCUCUGAGUUUCUGUGCUUUUUUUCAGUUAGCAGUAGCAUCUUGCAGUUGUUGCCUCUCUCUAGCACAAACCUGUAAUUGUUGCCUCUCUAGCACAAACCCAUAACCCUCUCUAGUCAUGGGGGCAUCUCUUGGGAGGGAAGGUUUCCUUUAAGGUUGAUUGUGUUGGUUUGUGUGUAAAUAACACCACUGCACCUUUCCAUCCUUCCAGAUAUCUCUCUGGCUCUCACCUCUCCC